GGACUUAUGUAUCCAGGCAUACCAUUUUUUUAGGAAUCCCGGUGUAAUCCUCCUGUUAAGGGUUGGCCAAAGUGAAAGUCUUUCUUCGACUUUCUCCCUUGGGCAUUUAUUGAACGCCUCGCCUUUGAAUUGACAAACUUUAAUCCUCUUGUCGAGUUAUAAGUUGAUGUCAUGUUUGUCAAACAUGAGUUUGAAAGUUAUAAGUUACCUUCCUUCUCGAAAUACCGAAGAGGGGAGAGCAUUGGCGGGAAGCGAUAAUGCAUUGACCAAGGCCGAUUUCCUUUGGCUUUUGAGUUUUGUUCUUUUGUUUUAUGUUUUUUUAUUUAUAAUUUCUGUUUUUCAUCGAUAUGGGCAUCCAGGGCCUUUUGCCGUUUCUGAAGCCGGCUACCCGACCGGUACACGUGAAAGAGUUUUCCGGAUGCACUGUGGCGAUAGAUUCCUACUGUUGGCUCCACAAAGGGGCCUUCUCGUGUGCUGAAAAACUCGCAAGGGGAGAAUCAACAGACCAGUAUGUCGUUUAUUGCAUGAAAUUUAUUAAAAUGCUUCAAUCUCAUGACAUCACACCUAUACUUGUAUUUGAUGGCCGGCACUUGCCUGCGAAAGCUGAAACGGAAAAAACCAGACGACAGCGCAGGGAAAUGAACAGAAGGAAAGCCGCCGAGUUGUUGAGACAGGACCGAGCAAAUGAGGCAAGGAGUUUGAUUCAACGAUGCGUGGACGUGACUCCAGAAAUGGCCUCAAACCUCAUCAAAAAAUGUAGGUCUGUUGGAGUAGAUUGCAUCGUGGCACCGUAUGAAGCCGAUGCUCAACUUGCUUUCCUAAGCCUCAAUGGUAUCGCACAUGUCGUUAUUACUGAAGACUCAGACUUAAUUAUAUUUGGUUGUAAACGGGUAAUUUUUAAAAUGGACUUGGUAGGCAAUGGAUUGUUAGUGGAACAAGAAAAAAUUCCAUUGGCGAUGAAACAGAGGCCAGAACAAUUUACAAUAGAUAAAUUUCGACACAUGUGCAUUCUUUCUGGCUGUGAUUACCUCCAAUCCCUCCCUGGUAUCGGCCUUCAAAAAGCCCUUAAAUUUAUCAAAAGAACUGCCGAAACUGAUAUAAGUAAAGCGUUGACAAGGCUAGGUGCCCAUCUAAACAUGUCUAGUCUGGUCGUGACUCCAGACUAUUGCGAAAAAUUCCUCCAGGCAGAACUCAUGUUCAAACACCAGCCUGUUUUCGAUCCAAUAUCCAGGAAGGUCGUACCAUUGACUCCUAUACCAGAGGGGAUGAGUGCCCCACUGUCGAAUAAUCUAUCGGACGAGACCAACUACCAACUCGCUCUGGGAAAUCUGGAUCCAUUCAGUCUUAAUCAGAUAGAUAAUUGGGAUCCUGACAAACAAACUGGAGUGAAAACAAAUAGUUGGCAAGCUUCUACAGUCAUAAAAAAUAGUGUAUGGUCGAGUGGUUUUCACAUUCCAAAGCCACUUUCUCCAAGAAAGGAUCCAAGAGAAGUAAAAAGGACGACGACACAGGGUAACUGUGUAGAACAGAAUGUUGACGUAAUAAUUAACAAAAUUUCUGUGUUCAAUCAAAAAAGUGCAGAAGAUCAAGUUAAUGAACUCAAGGAAUUAUACACCAGAUCGCCCCCAAAGAAAAAAUCCUGUCUGGACGUUCAUCUGGAAGAGGAAAGAAACGAUUUGAACACCACGAUGAUAGAAGAUACUGAAGAAAGCCUUGAUGAAGCGAUUGCAUCUACUCUGGAUAUUAUAAGCCCAUCUCCUGAGAGAAAAAAGGUGAACCCAUUUUCAAAGACUCCAAAUGGCAAGGUUAAAUCAAAACCAUCGCCCUGUCAUAGUGGUCUUGAAGGAAUGGCUAGGAAAGUUAAAAGAACUAUAUUGGACGAGAGCACUGUCAUUCGGAGCAGGUUUUUUGCAACAAAUCCAGAUCCUCCCACUGACUCAGAGGUUACAAAACCAGAAGAAAAAGAAGAGGAUUUUGAUAUUCUUGCGAUGAUAUUGGACGAUAAUGGGCCAGAAGAAAAAAAAGAGAAAAAAGAGAAUGAACGAAAAAACGUAUUUUCGACUGUGAAACAGUCACCAAGCAAUAAUCUCUAUAAUAAUUUCAGCGUCAAAAGUGAUCGCCCGAGCUUUUUAAAAGUCAUAGACUCUAUGAGUAAGUUUAUUACAGAGCAGGAAGAAACUAAGCCAAAACCGUCGCCUAAAUUUAACGAUAAAAGGCGGCAAAGUUCGAUGUCAGGCUUUGUGACAUCAGGGCUUGAGGCUAAAAAUGUAAAAUUAACUUCCCCUAAGAAGGUUGUAAAAAGUGAAGGACAAAGACUGAAACCUACCCUCCAACCUGCAAGAGGAGUCGGACUUAAAAGGAAAAAAUCCACUGUACAGUCAGAUCAAAAGUCAAUACUUACAAUGUUUGCAUUUCAACCAAGGAGCAAAUUGAACGAGGUUUGACAUUGAAUGAGCAUAUCUAAAAUUAUCUACCUCAGAAUAGAAAAGCAAGAGAUGAAGUUUAAUCAUUUACGACUACUCAAAACUGCAGUUUACUUCAUUGUGAUUUUAUAUAUAGUUUAAAAUAAUUUUUUAAUCGUUUUGUAAAUAAACUUAGAGAUGGUAAUAAUUUAAUAUAAUGAACAUAAUAAUAAUUAAUAUAAAAUCUAAUAUAACUUGUUCCUUUGUACACAUUUUCAAAAUCCAUUUGUUGUUUAGGAAAUUUUUUGUUUUGUGUAUAUUACAAAAUUGUCAAGAGAAAGACUGAUGAAGAAAUGUUAAAA
Messenger RNA from Cimex lectularius (bed bug), 2764 nucleotides. It is a transcript of the gene tos, whose product is annotated as exonuclease 1. The record is from RefSeq and is a predicted model, not a curated record. Gene Ontology annotation, cellular component: nucleus. Gene Ontology annotation, molecular function: 5'-3' DNA exonuclease activity; DNA binding; metal ion binding. NCBI's taxonomy places the organism in Eukaryota, Metazoa, Arthropoda, Insecta, Hemiptera, Cimicidae. The transcript is spliced from 10 exons. The coding region runs from base 348 to 2444 and encodes 698 amino acids. Gene Ontology annotation, biological process: DNA recombination; mismatch repair.